Molecule: messenger RNA, 1504 nt
Organism: Meleagris gallopavo (turkey)
Lineage: Eukaryota; Metazoa; Chordata; Aves; Galliformes; Phasianidae
Product: alcohol dehydrogenase class-3
Biological process (GO): formaldehyde catabolic process
Cellular component (GO): cytosol
Molecular function (GO): S-(hydroxymethyl)glutathione dehydrogenase [NAD(P)+] activity; alcohol dehydrogenase (NAD+) activity; zinc ion binding
Source: RefSeq, a predicted model, not a curated record
UGCCCCCUAGCGGCAGCACGCACCGCGCGUGCGCAUCGCGAGCGCGGGGGGCGGUGCUGCAUUUCUUCUCCGUCCGGGAGCGGUGCGCCAUGGCCAGCGGGGUUAUUAAAUGCAAGGCUGCUGUUGCCUGGGAGACAGGUAAACCUCUCUCUAUUGAGGAGGUGGAGGUCGCUCCGCCAAAAGCUCACGAAGUCCGCAUCAAGAUAGUUGCCACUGCUCUCUGUCACACUGAUGCCUAUACUCUGAGUGGUGCUGAUCCAGAGGGACGUUUUCCUGUGAUUUUGGGUCAUGAAGGAGCAGGAAUUGUAGAAAGUGUUGGGGAAGGAGUAACAAAAGUAAAGCCAGGGGAUACUGUUAUCCCUCUGUACAUCCCCCAGUGUGGCGAGUGCAAGUUCUGCAAGAAUCCUAAAACUAAUCUGUGCCAAAAGAUCAGAGUUACUCAAGGGAAAGGACUCAUGCCUGAUGGUACCAGCAGAUUCUCCUGCAAAGGAAAGCAGAUUUACCACUUCAUGGGGACUAGCACCUUCUCAGAGUACACGGUGGUGGCUGAUAUCUCAGUAGCUAAGAUAGAUCCUGCAGCACCUCUUGAUAAAGUGUGCCUUCUGGGUUGUGGCGUCUCUACAGGCUAUGGGGCUGCUGUUAAUACUGCUAAGGUGGAACCUGGGUCCACAUGUGCAGUCUUUGGUUUAGGAGGAGUUGGGCUGGCUGCUAUUAUGGGCUGUAAAGCAGCAGGAGCAUCCCGGAUCAUUGGCAUUGACAUAAACAAGAAUACCUAUGCCAAAGCCAAGGAGUUUGGAGCUGCUGAGUGCAUUAGCCCUCAAGACUUUGAGAAGCCCAUACAGGAGGUGCUGGUUGAAAUGACUGAUGGUGGUGUAGACUACUCGUUUGAGUGUGUUGGUAACGUUGGAGUCAUGAGGGCUGCCUUGGAAGCCUGCCACAAAGGCUGGGGAGUCAGUGUGAUAGUUGGAGUAGCUGCUGCUGGUCAGGAGAUCUCAACGCGGCCGUUCCAGCUGGUAACCGGUCGGACAUGGAAAGGGACUGCAUUUGGAGGCUGGAAGAGUGUAGACAAUGUACCAAAACUGGUGACUGACUACAUGUCCAAAAAGAUCAAAGUAGAUGAGUUUGUGACUCACACCCUGCCUUUUGACAAAAUUAAUGAGGCUUUUGAUCUGAUGCAUGGAGGAAAAAGCAUUCGAACAGUUCUAAAGCUUUAGAACCAGCCAUGAACCUUCCAGUUGGCCAGACACUGUCCUUCUAUAAUGGAAUUUCUGACAAGGAGUAGGACCCUGCAACUGAAAACUCACUAGGACUUUAGGAUGAUUUUAGGAGGAGCAUUCUAAAUAUUAAAUGAUUUGUUCUUCUGGGAAAAUAAAAAUAAAAACCAGUAACCACAGGGUAGUGUUAUAUAAAUAACAAAUACUGGUUUUGGAACUUCUGUAUCUGUUCCUCAACUGUAGUUGUGCCUAACUCAAUUUACCUAAUAAAAGCAUAUUUCUAAACAGUG